AUGGAUUACCAGACGGCAUCUUCAGCCGCAGCGAGUGCCCCUCCUCCACCUUCCGGUGUCGUCGAUCCGCAUCAGUACUGCGGUGACGAUGCUUCGGUGGUUGCACGAUCUGUUGCCUAUCAUCUACCAGCUCAGGACGUCUCAUCGGCUGGAUCCUAUUAUUAUCCACCCCAACCGACUGAUAUGUGGAAUAUUGGACAGUUUCCAUGCAAUUUUCAACCAUCAGCAGUACCUCCUCCACAGAUCCAUCCACGGCAUCUACUCUACGGACAACAGGGUCUCGCACACUGCGGAAUGGAUCAGUUCUACAAUGUUUCGGCCUCGUCAUCCUUUCUUGGUAGUGACUUCAAUGGAUCAUCGGCACCAUAUUCUUCGCUUAUUCAACCCGUAGUUCAUUCCACUCCUCUACAAUUAGCCAUCGGAGAUACCCCUCAGCCGCUGACUAGCGAGCGAAUGGCACAAUACUUGUGCAACAGGGAUCAGUAUGACUGCGUGAUUACCAUCUUUCACGCGAAAGUCGCUCAGAAGUCGUACGGUAAUGAGAAGAGGUUCUUUUGUCCGCCUCCUUGUAUCUAUUUAAUGGGAGAAGGAUGGAAGGAAAAGCGUAGCCGGGUGGAAUCGCUGUACAAGUCGUUCAAAGAGCAUCAGAAACGAAUGGGAGUUGCUCCCGAGCUCGGUCCGGAACAUGAACGAAUUUCUGAACAACAAGCAAGCGAGUUGUGCGCAUUCAUCGGGAUAGGCGCACCGUCUGAUCAAGAACGGCAACAACUGGAUUUCUCGAAUGGGAAGGACUACUGUGCUGCAAAAACCCUUUACAUCAGCGAUUCCGACAAGAGAAAAUACUUUGAGUUAUCAAUACAGUUUUUCUACGGUUGCGGUGUCGAAAUAGGAUUGUUCUUAUCACAACGAAUCAAAGUGAUCAGCAAGCCAUCGAAAAAGAAGCAGAGUAUGAAGAAACACGGAUUGUAA
This is a messenger RNA of Cooperia oncophora, 969 nucleotides long. NCBI's taxonomy places the organism in Eukaryota, Metazoa, Nematoda, Chromadorea, Rhabditida, Trichostrongylidae. The record is from the annotation of a GenBank genome assembly.